UUUACAACGAGACAGUAAGUGCUCUGUUCAGUAAGAUAGAACCAGUUGCUCCGGACUAUCGGGAAAUAAUAGGCUCGAGAACUACCCGAUUCUGCACAGAUCGUCGCAAAAUAUGGACGACGAAACAGUUGUUAUCAUAUUAACCAUACUAAUCGCCGUCCUGGUGGUUAUUGGCCUAAUAUUUGGGUAUUUUUACCGUCGCUGGAAACGCAGGUCACAACAACUCCAAGAUAUUCAUCGUCCGGGGUGCAGAAGUGUUUAUCAAGAUGUUUUUAGUACUAAUAGUUCACAAGAAAUCAGUGGCACUCAUCGUUCCCACGUUCCGGAGGCUCGAAGAGUUUAUCAAGAUAUUUCCCCCCUGUCUGGAUUGGAACAUGGGCGUGAAUUACCAAGUUCAACACGGCAGCAGAGCGAUUCUUCAAGACGAAAUUACGAACACCCUAGCUACGCAAAUGUAAUGAAACUCACGCAAGUUGCGCCUGCGAGAGGUGGUUCCUCAGCUCAAAGCCAAUUUUCAAGAGGAACUUCUGAAGAUGAUCCUUUUCGUAUGGAUGGGUGGGGACACAUGCAAGUUUCUGAACCUAUCGUACGCGGUCGACCAUCACCGCAAAGGUUCGACGCGGUUAACGAGCUGGUAGAGUUAAGGGUUCAAAUAUUUAAUACGGCGUACUAUGACCACGAGCAUAUGAAGGAUUCCUACGAAUCCGACUCGGACUCUGAUUCUUUCGACAGUAUCGUGCAACAGGCGUAUGAAGCCAAGAAAUCGACGGGAAACGAGAUUUUAAGAAAAAUUCAAAAUGAUCUCGUCCUAGAUAAGGAACUAAAUCUUGCCAUAUCGGUUGAGGAAAGUAAUAUAAUAAUCGGAGUAGACGCCACACCACACAAUAUUGGAGGUUAUUUCAUAAAUCUAGCGCAAAAAAGGGGAGAAUUCUAUUCUUUUCCUGUCGACAAGUUACCCUGGACCCUAACCCCGAUACAAAACAAGGCAGGAAAUCCGGCCGAAUUUGAAAUGAAAAACUUAAUUUUUGCUCUCUACUUAUGGAAGAAUGAGCUCCCCCAGAAUUCUUCCAAAGUGAUCGUCUUCACAGAUAAUUUCGACUAUUAUAAAAAGCAAACACCGUAUGGACUCCGAGCACACAGAUUUGUUCGACAUUUACAAAAUUGCGAAGGAAUUCAGAUCCAAGUCAGAGUUAAAGGAACGAACGAGGCGGAUAUUGAAGAUCACGCGAAAUUUGUUAAACCCGCGGACGACUUCUCACGAAAGAGGUUUAAAGAAGGACGGGAUUUUUUGGUGUACUAUUUUGGCGUGACCAGAGACAACUUAACGGGUUCUCACGACCCUCCACUUAAGGGGACACACUUUAAAGAAUCUACAAAGGCGAAAGAACAAUUGAAACGGAUGAAGGCAAAUCAUUCCACGUUUAAGCACAUGCAGUGCGAAAGCUGUAAGUUUGAAGAAGACAGUCCCUCUCUCCAUUCCGUCGUGAUCAAUUAAGAUUAAUACCAUAAUCUGUGGUCCUGAUUUAAUCUUUACAGCUCCAGUGUCAUGUGAUGUGUUAUAAGAAAAGUUUAUACAUACACAUUUAUCUAAUUACUGUAAUAUUUAAUUCUGGGGGGUGUAAUUAUUACAAAUAAGUAUAAUUAUAACUUCAUAAAAUAAUUCUGAUUCUGUUGUCCACAUUUUUUUGUAAUUGUCGACUUCUUGUCAUAUAUACUUGAUUAGAUAUGCAGAUGUACAAUUUGGGACAAAUUUUGUUAUACAAAAAAUAAUAUUAGGUAAUAAGUUAUACAAAAAUGCUCAUAAUUUUUUUAUGCCGAUAUUCUAUUCUUUCUUGCUGCUUCUCAUAAAAUGUUACAGAAAUGACGAGCAAUUUAACAGCUUUAUUUUUGAGCCCUACAUCUCGCAUUAGGCGUCGUCCGUAAAUUAUGUAACGCGAAAGGGGGGGGGGGGUAUGGCCAGUGCGUGACAAAAUGGUCGUGGUCAUGAAUAAUGUAAAUUAGAGGAAUUAAUUUGAAUAAAUGUUAACAA
Messenger RNA from Folsomia candida, 2029 nucleotides. RefSeq lists its product as uncharacterized. Bases 113 to 1495 code for a protein of 460 amino acids. The transcript has 7 exons. The record is from RefSeq and is a predicted model, not a curated record. NCBI's taxonomy places the organism in Eukaryota, Metazoa, Arthropoda, Collembola, Entomobryomorpha, Isotomidae.